AUGAAUGAUAACCAUAGUCUCAUUCCCUCUUAUGAUACCAACAUAAUUCAUAUUAUUAUUACAAUAUUGGGCUACAUAUACGUUAUCUGUUGGUGUAUUAGCUUUUAUCCACCGAUUAUAACAAAUUAUAAAUUAAAAAAUUCAAAUGGUGUGAGUAUAGAUUUUGUGGUACUAAAUUCAUUUGGCUACAUUUGUUUGAUAGAAUGUCUACUAUUGCAAUAUUACUCAAGUGAUAAUGGUAAUACUACAACACCAAAUAAUACACAACAAGAUAAAAUGAUUGUUACUUUAUUUGAUAUUUUCUAUUCCAUUCACGGGUUUAUCCUAAACUUAAUAUUAUUAUCACAAAUAAUGAAUUUAUGGCCAUGGAAAUUUCAUACUGGGAGUGCAACUGCUAUAAAAGGUAACAAACAAAGAUUAAAUCCUAGUUACUACAAAUUAUUGAAAAUUUGUGUAUUAAUAUGGAUACUAAUAACACUUAUAUAUAAAAAUACCGCAAAUGAUAGUAGUUAUAUCACUUUUAUAAAACUUGAUUUGGCUCAGUAUUGCAAUAUUUUAAUUAUGGGUAAAAUCUUAAUGACAUUGAUUAAAUAUAUACCACAAAUAAAGCAUAAUUACCAAAGGAAAUCUAUGAUUGGUUUUAGUAAAAUUACAAUAUUGUUGGAUAUGCUUGGUGGAAUAACCUCGUUGUUACAGUUAUUUUUAUUAUCUUUAGAAAAAGUUAAGGACAGUAGUAUUAUGGCAGUAUUAGGAUUGAACUUUGGUAAGAUAGGUAUUUCUUUAAUCACCAUUACUUUCAAUAGUAUAUUUUUGUUACAAUUCAUGCGUUACAAAGGGAAUGAUGUGCUAAUAUUAGAAAAAGAAAGUAUCAACUUUAAUAAAAAAUACCGAAUGGUAUAA
This is a messenger RNA of Saccharomycodes ludwigii, 900 nucleotides long. RefSeq names its product cystinosin-like protein ERS1 (gene ERS1). Gene Ontology annotation, cellular component: vacuolar membrane; fungal-type vacuole. Gene Ontology annotation, molecular function: L-cystine transmembrane transporter activity. The transcript has a single exon. The coding region runs from base 1 to 900 and encodes 299 amino acids. Gene Ontology annotation, biological process: L-cystine transport. Lineage: Eukaryota; Fungi; Ascomycota; Saccharomycetes; Saccharomycodales; Saccharomycodaceae. The record is from RefSeq and is a predicted model, not a curated record.